GUUCUCCAUGAACCCACGCCUCCGGGCAGGCUCUCCGCCCUCGCCCCGCCCCUUCCCCCGCCUGGACGGCCAUGGCCUUUCCCGGCAUCCCCUAUGAGCGACGGCUUCUCAUCAUGGCGGACCCUAGAGAUAAGGCGCUUCAGGACUACCGCAAGAAGCUACUGGAGCACAAGGAGAUCGACGGCCGUCUUAAGGAGUUAAGGGAACAAUUAAAAGAACUUACCAAGCAGUACGAAAAGUCUGAAAAUGAUCUGAAAGCCCUACAAAGUGUUGGGCAGAUUGUGGGUGAAGUGCUUAAGCAAUUAACUGAAGAAAAAUUCAUUGUGAAAGCUACAAAUGGACCAAGAUAUGUUGUGGGUUGUCGUAGACAGCUUGACAAAAGUAAGCUAAAGCCAGGAACAAGAGUUGCUUUGGACAUGACUACGCUAACUAUCAUGAGAUAUUUGCCAAGAGAGGUGGAUCCACUGGUUUACAACAUGUCUCAUGAGGACCCUGGGAAUGUUUCUUAUUCUGAGAUUGGAGGACUAUCAGAACAGAUUCGGGAAUUAAGAGAGGUAAUAGAAUUACCUCUUACAAAUCCAGAAUUAUUCCAGCGUGUAGGAAUAAUACCUCCAAAAGGCUGUUUGUUAUAUGGACCACCAGGUACAGGAAAAACACUCUUGGCACGAGCUGUUGCUAGCCAGCUGGACUGUAAUUUCUUAAAGGUUGUAUCUAGUUCUAUUGUAGACAAGUACAUUGGUGAAAGUGCUCGUUUGAUCAGAGAAAUGUUUAAUUAUGCCAGGGACCAUCAACCGUGCAUCAUUUUUAUGGAUGAAAUAGAUGCUAUUGGUGGUCGUCGGUUUUCUGAGGGUACUUCAGCUGACAGAGAGAUUCAGAGAACUUUAAUGGAGUUACUGAAUCAAAUGGAUGGAUUUGAUACUCUACAUAGAGUUAAAAUGAUCAUGGCUACAAACAGACCAGAUACACUGGAUCCUGCUUUGCUGCGUCCAGGAAGAUUAGAUAGAAAAAUACAUAUUGAUUUGCCAAAUGAACAAGCAAGAUUAGACAUAUUGAAAAUCCAUGCAGGUCCCAUUACAAAACAUGGUGAAAUAGAUUAUGAAGCGAUUGUGAAGCUUUCUGAUGGCUUUAAUGGAGCAGACCUAAGAAAUGUUUGUACUGAAGCAGGUAUGUUUGCGAUUCGUGCUGAUCAUGAUUUUGUAGUACAGGAAGACUUCAUGAAAGCAGUCAGAAAAGUGGCUGAUUCUAAGAAACUAGAGUCUAAAUUGGACUACAAACCUGUGUAAUUUACUGUAAGGUUUUUGAUGGCUGCAUGACAGACAUUGAUUGGCUUACUGUAAAAAUAAAGUUAAAGAAAAUAAUGUAUGUAUUGGCAUUGAUCUCAUUAAAAGUGUAUGAAUAAAAAUAUGUAUGAGUAACAUAAAAAUUAGUAAUUCAGUAAUUCAACUCUUAAGAUUGGUACAGAAGAAAUUUGUAUAUUUGUUAAUGUUGCAUUUAUUGCAGCAGAAGUUACAAAAGAAGAGUGUGUUGAAGCUUUUCGUAUUUGCUGUGUGAGCAUUUUGUAAAACAUUGAAAAUGGUUUGAGAUGGUAGUAUAAGAAAUCAUUUCUUAUGACUUAUUUUAUAUCAUUUGUUUUCCUCAUCCUAAAAAGUUGAAUAAAAUCUGUUUGAUUCAGUUCUCCUACAUA
Microcebus murinus (gray mouse lemur) is the source of this 1684-nucleotide messenger RNA. RefSeq names its product proteasome 26S subunit, ATPase 6 (gene PSMC6). NCBI's taxonomy places the organism in Eukaryota, Metazoa, Chordata, Mammalia, Primates, Cheirogaleidae. The record is from RefSeq and is a predicted model, not a curated record. Gene Ontology annotation, molecular function: ATP binding; ATP hydrolysis activity.